Messenger RNA from Salmo salar (Atlantic salmon), 8424 nucleotides. RefSeq names its product nuclear factor of activated T-cells 5. Lineage: Eukaryota; Metazoa; Chordata; Actinopteri; Salmoniformes; Salmonidae. Gene Ontology annotation, biological process: regulation of transcription by RNA polymerase II; calcineurin-NFAT signaling cascade; cytokine production. The record is from RefSeq and is a predicted model, not a curated record. Gene Ontology annotation, molecular function: RNA polymerase II cis-regulatory region sequence-specific DNA binding; DNA-binding transcription factor activity, RNA polymerase II-specific; transcription factor binding. Gene Ontology annotation, cellular component: transcription regulator complex.
AAUCGUGACGUCAUCGUCAGUGCUGCUAGCAGAAUAGUUCGUGCUAAUUAACGGUUGUCUGGGUCCAUUUAACUUUUGUUUCUUAUCACUUUAUUUCACCCAGAUGCAAUAUUUAUUGUUUGUACUGUAGUCAUAUUUUGUUGGUUUAUUGCUCGCUAAUGUUUGUUGGCUGACUGGCUUCGUCCUGAUCCAGGUGAAGAUGAAGCGCUGCGAUGCCCUCUGAUUUUAUAUCCCUCAGCUCGGAUCUCGACCUUAAUUCCCCCAAAUCCCUUUACUCUAAAGAGUCUGUGUAUGACCUCCUCCCUAAGGAGCUCCAGCUGCAGUCGUCCUCCUCCCAGACAGACACACCCACCAUGAGCCAGAAGAGUGGGGGAGAGGCCGGACCGCCCCCUUCUGCAUCCCUGGCCUCAGAUGCCACCUCCUCCACCUCCAGCCCUUCUCCAUCCUCCUCUCAAGACAUGGGAGACCCCUGCAGCACUGGCCCCAGACCCAGCACAGCCCCCUCUACCUCAGCCAUGGAACAGCCCCAGCCCCCCCUCCUCCUCCACCAUCCCAGCAGUGCCCCUAGAGAGGGUUCUGGAGACCCAGGGGGAUCAGAGAUGCAGGGGGUAGAGGGAGCUCUGUCUACCCUUGGAGGGGGAGGCUGCAGUGGGACCAGCUCUGGAACAGGAGGAGGAGACCCAGGAGCAGGGGGGGUGGGAGCCCAGCAGCCCCAGAACACCCCCUCUAAGCGGAGGCCAGUGCUGAGCAUCUCCCCCCCUCCAGAGGACCUAUUUGAUGACAGCAGUAUGUCCUGCCAGGAGGAUCCAGCCCCGGCCGGGCCAGCAGGGCCAGACUCAGAACACAGCAGCAGCAUCUGGGCCGACGACUCAGCCUCCAACUUCAGCCUGAUCAGCUCCAGCUCCUACAACGACAACACAGAGGUCCCCCGCAAAUCCCGUAAACGCACCCCCCGCCAGCGGCCCGGGCCCAAGCCUGCACCCCCAGAGGACAGCAUGGACGUGUUUGAUGCAGACAGUGCCAAGGCCCCACACUUUGUCCUGUCUCAGCUGGGCCCAGACAAGGCCAGCCCCAAGCCCAGUUCUCUGGAGGCUGGGUGCCUGCUGAAGGGAUGUCUUCUGUCAGGUCAGUACCCCCAGAAGAGCGAGGGCAAGGAGCUGAAGAUCCUGUUGCAGCCAGAGACCCAGCACCGGGCGCGCUACCUGACCGAGGGCAGCCGCGGCUCUGUCAAAGACCGCACCCAACAGGGCUUUCCCACGGUCAAGUUGGAGGGCGUCAGUGAGCCGGUGGUGCUGCAGGUGUUUGUGGCCAGUGACACAGGCAGAGUGAAGCCUCAUGGGUUCUACCAGGCCUGCAGGGUGACAGGCCGCAAUACCAAAGCCUGCAAGGAAGUGGACAUCGAGGGAACCACUGUCAUAGAGGUCCCUCUGGAGCCCAGCAACGCCAUGUCACUAGCGGUUGACUGUGUGGGGAUCCUGAAGCUGCGUAACGCGGACGUGGAGGCUCGUAUUGGGGUUGCCGGGUCCAAGAAGAAGAGCACCCGGGCCAGGCUGGCCUUUAGAGUCAACAUCCCCCAUGCUGAUGGGUCUGUCCUUACCCUGCAGACCACUUCCUCACCCAUCCUCUGCACCCAGCCAGCGGGGGUGCCAGAGAUCCUGAAGAAGAGUCUCCACAGCUGUUCAGUGAGAGGAGGAGAGGAGCUCUUCAUCAUAGGGAAGAACUUCCUCAAAGGAACCAAGGUCUUAUUCCAUGAGAACCCAGCAGAUGAUAAUUCGUGGCAGGCUGAGGCAGAGAUUGACAUGGAGCUGUUCCAUCAGAAUCAUGUGAUAGUGAAGGUUCCUCCCUACCACAACCUGUCUGUCUCCUCUCCUGUCUCUGUGGGCGUCUACAUCAUGACCAAUGCCGGGAGGUCACAUGACGUACAGCCCUUCACAUAUACCCCAGACUCAGAGCACUCCCUGGACAUGUCUGUGAAGACCGAGGGGUCUUCUCUGGCUAAGGCCUGCAUCUUCCAGGACCAGAUCAAGUCUCUGGCCUCUGACCCUGCCCAGUCUGCUGGUGAACUGGUCAAACGACAGGAGGUCACCCCUAUGGAGGUCUCCAGCAAUAACCCAUCCACAGCACUCUUCAAGCCGUCGUCUGACACCCUCGUCUCGGUCCAGCAAACCCUGGAGCUGAGCUCCAGCACCCCGCCUAGCACUCAGUCCUUCCCCAGCCCCAUGCCUCUCCAGCCUGGGGAGGUUGACUUCCCCCAGUCCCCGGUCUUCCCCUCCCUGGAGCCCCUCUGCACCAUCCAGAAGCAGGACAUCGCCCCAACCACCUCCUUCCCUGUCUCCAGCGACAACACCACCCUCCCCCCUGUCCCUCCAGAGGUACCCCAGCAGUUCCUCCGGGACCCCCAGGAGAGCCUGCCUCAAGAUUCCUCCAACCCCAGCAGUGAGGUGGUGGUAGUGGACAUGUCCCAGAUGGCACCCCACUCCCAGCCCCAGCUCCCCCUGUUCCCCCAGGACGGGGUGGCCCAGCUGGAGAGGGCAGUAAGGGAGCUCCAGGCAGGGGGAAGCGACCUGGUACAACAGGUUAUGGAGGCAGCAGUGGCUCAACAGCAGCUCAACUCAGUGCUGUACAGUCCCACGCCCUCCACUGACUCACUGCAGCAACACGUACAGGACACCAUGAACAGCCUGAGACUGGGGGGAGCUGAGGGCUCUCUAGCCACACAACACCUACAGAUGCAACAACAGCAGAUCCUUGGCAACAUGCAUCAACAGCAGCAGCAGUUACAUCAACAGCAAGUCCUUGGCAACAUACAGCUACAACAGCAAUUAUUAUUACAGCCACAGGAUCAACAACUGCAGCAACAGAUACUGGGUAACCUACAACAACAUCAACAGUUUCAACAGCAGCAGCAGGUACUUGGCAACAUACAGCUACAUGAUCAUCAACAACUUCAGCAGCAGCACCAAGUACUGGACAACCUACAACAACAAAACCAAGCACUAGGCAACCUGCAACAGCACCAGCUACAUCAACAACAGUUACAGCAGCAGCUCCAGACUGAGUUCCUCCAGCCCCAGAUCCACUCCUCAUCUCAGCCCCAGCAGCAGCCUGUGUCUCUCCUCCAGCAGACUGGGGAGCUGCUCACCAUCCAGACCUCCAGCUUCCCCCAGGAGCCCCCCUCCCACUCCUCUCCUCCCCAGCAGCUCUUCCAGUCCCCCAGGCCUCUGUCGGAGACCUCCAGCCCCCAGCACCAGGCAGCCCUGCUACAGAACACUCUGACUGUGCUGACCAGUGGUAACCUCAGUCAGGAGCCGCAGGCCACAGGGUCCACACUGUUCCUUUCUCCCAACACUCUCUCUAACCAGGGUAGUCAACAGCAGCUAGCGUUCCUGUCCUCCAUGGAGACUUCAACCUGUGAGCCCCAGACCAUGUCAAUGUUCCAGGCCCAGCAGCAGCAGAGCACCCCCAUGGACCAGCAGCAGUCCCUUCAGCAGACACAACUACAGCAAACCCAGCAGCUUCCCAUGGCUCAGCAGAGCUCCUUGUUCCAGACUAGCCCUCUGCCCCCCAGCCAGCACCCUCAGGCCCAGCCCACCGGCCUCCUCCUCUGCACCGCCUCCCUCAAACCCCAGGCUCUGCCCCCAGCCCUCCUCUUUAGUACCCAGGCCCAGGGCCCGUCCAUGGGAAGCAACAGCACCCCUUGCCCCCAGGACACCCCUGCUUCCCUCUUGUUCUCCCAGCCCACCAUGGUGGGGGUCAGGGUAGAGGUGGCCCAGACGGACCCAGUGGAGCCCAUGUUAUUCCAGGACCAGAGCUCCUCUGUAGGGGGGACCCCCGCCUCCAGAAAUACCCCUCCGCAGGGUCUGUUCCAGGGGCAGCAACCUAUGCAGGUGGGCUCCAGCUCAGUCAGUGGCCCUCCCAGCCAGCAGGUGGAGCUGUUCCUGCCACAGGGUUCUCUUUCUGGUCUGCAGGGCAGCAUGGCCACACAGGAACUAGGAAACCAGGCUGCAGCAGGGGAAACUAUCUUCGUAAUGCAGAGUGGGCUGGGGGUUGUGGGACUGCAGAGUACCACAUCCUCCCCUGGUAAGAGACCCCCAGAGCAGCUGUUCCAGACGGGAGUGAGUGGGAACGUUGGCCAGCCAGGAGGACAACCCAACCUGUUUGUGUUUGGCCUCCAGGACGAUUCCUCCCAGCUGAUGACGUCCUCUGGUCCUACAAUGUCUGCCCAGAGCCAGCCCCAGAACCACAACCCUUUGCAGGCCAGCCACAUACAGCCUCUCAUGGACCCAAACAUGGGCGAGACCACCACACCCAUGCAGACUAAUCUACAGACACCCAUGCAGACUAAUCUACAGACACCCAUGCAGACUAAUCUACAGACACCCAUGCAGACUAAUCUACAGACACCCAUGCAGACUAAUCUACAAAACGCCAUGAGUAGCUUAGAAAAUGCCUUGCAGGCCAACAUACAGACCCCAAUGCAGACCAACAUACAGACUGCAAUGCAGACCAACAUACAGACUACCAUAGAAACAACCCCCAUGCAGACCAACCUCCAGACCCCCAUGCAGACCAACCUCCAGACCCCCAUGAGCACCGCCCAGAACAUGGAGAAGAUAGAGGACCUGCUGGAGAGCCUACAGGAGCAGUGAUCUUUACUCUGACCACCGAUACACUGAUGGGGGUUCUAGUAACUUCUGCCCACUCUUUGAACCCCAGACUGGGCCAGGUUGUGUCUGCUGCUUACAAUACAACCCCUACAAGCAACACAGAUAUGGAUAAUGGGGGUAGAGAUGUCUGGCCAUGCUAUGAACCUCCUAAGAACAUGAAGUAAUGAAGACGUUUUAAAGAUUUGAUCAGAUGUGCUCGUGUACCCCUAGCUCAUAUUUUGAUGAGUGUCUGUACAUGCAUUCAUAGACAGAGACGGCUGGGCAGGCGUCGCUAUGAUGAAUUGGUUGAGUGACUACUCCUCUUGCUGGAACAGAGGACAGUAACUCCUGUAUCCAUCAGUCUCACGUAUGCAGUGGUUCUUCUAUUUCAUACUAUACUGUGUUAUUGAUGGCCUAACGGGGGGAGGGAGAUCGGAGAAAGAGCAGGAGAGGGAUACAGAAAGCUGGAGCAAAAGAGAGUGACGGAUGGUAGAUGGAUUGAGAUUUAAAAGCGAGAGAGUGAAAGAGAAGGGCAGCCAGAUGAAGGCAUCUUGCUGUGUUCUUGUGAGUGUACAGCACAGCUUCAGUCAUAUCAUACAGCAGUCUGUAUCUGGCCAACAUAUCUCAUCUCUUCUUUUGGCACUUCCCAUAGUUUGCAUUUAGUUGCGUAUUAGUACACACAGGCUUUCUCCAUUGUAAUGCUUAGUUUGCUUAUGUUCUGCAACUUGUGUUUGUGGGGGGAUUUUAGAAUUGGAUUUGGAAGCAUUUCCAGUAUAUUGUGAAUGGAAGGAUGCUUUCUACUGGGGAAAGUGAAGCGUUGUGUGGUGUUAUAAACAUUAAGCACUUUAUAAACUGUCUUGUGUGACCAGCCAAUCCUUAUAUCCAUCCAGAGGCUCUGGGGUUAGAGCACAUGUACUUGUCGACUUCCAUUUAAAUAAUCAUUUGUAAUGCUUUUUGUCAAGGUAUACAGUUUAACACAUUGCCCAUGCAUUUAUACAUUUUCACCAUAUUUUUGGAGUAAUAAUUUAGAUUUUUCUAAAGAUGUUUUUUGUCUUAGUGUUGAAUUCAUCUGAAGCCUAUUUAUACCAAGUGAUCCAGUCAGUGUCUGUCUGUCAAUUCAGUCGGACUUCCCAUAGUGAGUAUACAGUCUUCGUUUUGAUGUGUGUGUGUAACUAGGUCCUGUUCGUAGGCUUGCAUAUCUCUGCCCCCACAAAAUAUUUCUAUUUUAAGUCGAUACAUUGUGUGUACACAUACGAGUGGGUGUGUGUCAUUUUUCUAAAGGAGUUACAGCAUAUUGCAAUCUGUAGCCUACAAUUUACUGUGUACUGUAACAAUCUGCGUAACUUAACAGACUGUGUUUUACCUUGUCUUGUGUGUGGUGUGGUUGUAGUUUUUAGUUGGUUUCUGGUUCAUGUACUGACAGAUGUUGAACUAGUACUGCCAGUGUUCAGGGCAGAGCUGUGUGAAAUAGACACGCAGUACUUCUCCCAUGCAACGUCACUAGGGACUCACAGCAUCACAAAGGCUGUUCCAAUAUCCACACGAGCAUACCAUUUCCUGUGAACUUCCACAUGUAUGCUAUGCCUGUAUGGGCAUUGGAACAUGUGCUUAAAAUCUCUUACUUUGGCUGUGUUUAGACAGGCAACUCAAUUCUGAUCUUUUUCCACUAAUUGAUCUUUUGACAUCAGAUCUUUUUCUGUGCUGAUGUGAUUGGUCAAGAGACCAAUUGGUGAAAAAAAUAUCAAUUGGGCUGCCUAUUUAAACACAGCCAUAGAGAGAGCCAUUCUCAUGUUAUCUAUGGUGCUAUGUGCAGAUGUGAUGGACACUUCUAAUGCCAUGUUUAUACUAAUAUUUUAUACUCAUAUCAACAGAACGAAUAUUAAUCUUGUGGUUCAGUCUUAAUUGUGUUUCUAUAGUGAUGGCUGUGAACAGGCAGCGUGAGGGGUGUGUAUCUGGACUUACUGAAAACAUAUGUUCUGUUCAAAACAUCCUAAUGUUUGUUUACUCAUUUGUACUUUUUUUACUCAUUUUAACUCAUGCAGCUUUCAUGGAUAUUAACAUUGUGUUUUUGUACAAAUAUUUUUAAAUUACAUUUGUAAGGUACUCUCCCAACAGUUUUGCCUCUUCUGUCAUUUUCAUGCAAAUGAAUAUGCAUUUGAACCCAUGUUGCUCUACCCUGCUUUAGAUGAAAGGUGAUACUGUUAUUCCAUAUCCAAUAAGCAGUAGUCUGUUUUGACAUAUUGACAAACAGAUGGAAUGACCACUUUUAAGUUGUUGCUCAGAUCCCUAUAGGCUCAUGUAGGCAUUUGACCUUUUUCAUAUUUUAUCAUUCUGUCCUGAGAAAGUAUGUCUACUCCAUUUUAAAAUGUCAUUUAGAAAUCUUCUUACCCAUGAGUCCGAUUACAUGAUUUUCUGAUGUAUGCAGUACAGUAUAUAAUUGUUAAAACAUUGGACGAACUCCAGUGUACAAUUAGGUGUGUAUACUACCAGAUGUCUUCAUGUAGAACUCUGGCCAACAGUAGUAAACUCAUUCUAAGCUAACCAUACGCUUUGAAAUGGACACUAUUCCAGCAUAGAAAUGAGUUAUUUAUUCCCACAGAUGAUGUAUGCUAUUUUGAACACAAUUUGGUUUCACCUAUCCAAAAUGUCAGUUUGUCCUAAACACAAUAGAUGAUCACAUCUCUAAAUACUGACGCCCAAGCCUCCUAUUUCAAUGGGGGAUUUUCAAGAGCACAUAUUGUGGAAUAGUAAUGCCAUACAAAUAGAUGAAGCCAACCUCCGAGUAUCUCCUCUCUGUGUGAUGAAUGUAGCUUUACCUCAGUGGUAAAUCUGUUAGUACUGGACCAAUUCUACUGUUUUUAGAGGAAAUAUUUGAGGUAUCCUAAUAUUGACCCUUUGGUACGAUGGAUGUGUGGAAAUACAUUUAUUUUGUGGGUCUAAUGUCUGGUUUCAUGUUCCAAGGCCUACUGUCACACUCACUUCGAUGUAUCUAUUGCUUAACUGUUUGAAUUCAUCACAUUCAUCUGAAAAUACUAGCUAAAAAUGUUCACUUUGAAGUGGAAAAAUAGCACACACAUGGUCUUCAUCCACAAAUCAGUUGUCAUUAUCUCAUGCGAAUAUGAAUAUCCAUGUUGAAAUGUGAGAUAGGGGUGAUCAGUUGUGAAGUUCUGUGUGCCUUGAAAAACCAUCAGUGUAGUAUGUUUACCAGAUUCCCUUUGUCGUGAGUCAAGACUGCACCUCUCUGUCUAAUGUUCUAUCUCUAGAUGAACUCUGACAAGUCAUUCUUCAGUCUAGAUAGUGUCAGUGAUCUGCUUUUAGUUCCAUGACCACCUUAACCAAUGCGGUGUGAUUUAAUGCAUCCAUCCCUGGUUGCAAUACUACAAAUGUGAUCACCUUCACUCUUGGAACUGCUGUGCAGCUUAACACGUAAACUGAAUACAUGUUUGUUUCUAUCCUAAUUUCAGGACUGAUGAGAUUCAUAGUUGUGAGAUGGAAAAGGAAGGUGAUUGUUCUGAUUGUCGGCGUGUGCUUGUCAGUGUUGCUGUGAAGAGCUGGACAUGAGAUCAAAAGGAGAAGUGAUAAGACUUCUAUUGCCAACAGAGUGAGCUGUGUUUUGUGUUAUCAGUUUCACCUAUCAACUGCUUGUAGAGCUUCAUCUAUUCAGACAAUGCGUCAGAACUUACCCUCUGUUUUGUCAUACAUAUGAAAUGUAUUUUUGUGAUAUUUCUCAUUCUGCUGCUACAUGAUGAGUAAAUAAAGAUGAAGGUCUUUGCUUCAA